AUGGCUGCCAGCUGGACAAAAGGCAGAUACCUCUUUCAAGGCAACUAUACCUGCUUGACCAUGUAUGCUGCGCUCUCUCUUCUCCUGGCAGCCUGCCUGCCCUCUGGAUGGGCGCAGACGGCCCUGGAUGACUACAUAAAGCAGGAUGACCCUCACUACAACUACACUGUCACAAAGAAGGAAGACAGGCCUGGCGUCACCCUCUACACCCUCAACAUGACCUCCCUGAAGUGGCUGAAUGGUGAGCGGCAUUUUUGAAAUAUAGAGGAAGGCAUUUCCUCAGUGCCCUUUUCCUUUGAGGAGGAAGAGAGUGAGAGAGCAGGGAGCCUAACCUGGAGAAGUGGCUGCUGGGUGGGUGUAAGGAAACAUGAAGAGCAGUAGGUACUAGUCAGGUCUCCUGUGGCUGACUAUGAAAGGGAGAAAGGCCACUGCCACUUCCCAACCUGAAACAAUCCCAAAGCCGAAAGCAAGAAAUGCAAAGUACCAUAUUUUUCCGUGUACAAGAUGAUGUCCUCCUAAAAUUGGGGGUUAUAUAGUGGUGAAAAAAUUGGGGGUUGUCUUAUACAGGGAUUUAUAUGGUAGAUCCCCAGAUAUCAAUUCGGCCUUUGAAAUUCCAAUAAUGUCUAGAAAAAUCCGGACGUAUGGCAGCCCUACCCCAAUAAAUACAUUUUUUUGUAAACAAUGGUUGAUUGGAUAAUUGCACUGUAACAUUUGGAUGUGUGCAAAUUUCAAAGGAUGCCUGUGUUUUGGUUCCCUUAAUGUUUCAGAGGAAAAUAAUUUGAAAGAUUUGCCUUUAAAUGGCACCAGAAUUGAAUUUCUCCCCCACCCCUGGUGCUGACAGAAGUUAGCAGCACCUGGAAUGGGAAGAUGUUGGCUUAAUUCAGGGUUGGGAAACCUGUGGCCCAGCAGAUGUUGCUGAAUUCUCAUCAACCCUGACCGGUGGCUGGUUUGGGCUUGUGGGAGCUGGAGUUCAACAGCAUCUGGAGAGCUACAAGUUCUCCAUCACUACCCUAAGUGAUUUGAUCUGUGUCAAGGAGAGUGCAGUGCCCUUCCUUUCACUUCCUAAACGCCAGCUCUUUCUUACCCUUAAGGGACGCGGGUGGUGCUGUGGGUUAAACCACAGAGCCUAGGACUUGCCGAUCAGAAGUUCAGCAGUUUGAAUCCCCGCGAUGGGGUGAGUUUCCAUUGCUGGGUCCCAGCUCCUGCCAACCUAGCAGUUCAAAAGCAUGUCAGAGUGCAAGUAGAUAAAUAGGUACCACUCCGGCAGGAAGGUAAACGGCGUUUCCGUGCACUGCUCUGGUUCGCCAGAAGAGGCUUAGUCAUGCUGGCCACAUGACCCGGAAGCUGUACGCCAGCUCCCUCGGCCAAUAAAGCGAGAUGAGCACCGCAACCCCAGAAUCGGCCACAACUGGACCUAAUGGUCAGGGGUCCCUUUACCUUUACCUUCUUACCCUCAGGUAGGUAGCUGUGUUGGUCUGACACAGAAGAAAUAUAUAUAUAUAUAUAAAUAAAAAAUUGCCCAGCAGUGUCUUAGAGACCAACUAAGUUUGUUCUUGGUAUAAGCUUUCGUGUCUUUCUACUUUGUUACUUUUCUACUACUAGAUAAAUAUUCAUUAUGACUCCUGGGGGGGAAUGUAUUUCGAAGGGAGAAUGGAAGACAAAUGCCCUGAUGAAUAAAUUCUGUGUAUCUCUUUUCAGAGUCUGAAGUGGAUAGACCAAUUUGGUGGCAUGAGCUGUUCAUUGCUGUGUCAAAGGAACAAAAACUGAAGGACUCAUGUUUGCUGAUCAUUGGGAAUGGAAGAAAUGAUGCAUAUAAUACUAUCAUAGAUUUUAGCGUUGGUGAUAUCAUCAAUCUAGCAAAAUCCACUGGGUCGUAAGUAAUUGGUGGGAUCUCUGAGCAAUGAAUAUGGCACCAGCUCUGCUCUGUUAAAACUGCUAAGGGGAUUAGCAGCCCUGCAAAGAACUGUGAGGUAGACAUACUUGAUGGAGUGAGGUCCUGCAGAAAAUACUUUUCCUGUUGGGGAAUGAGGGUUGGAAUUAGGGUUGCACAUCGUAUUUGGACAAUCCUUGAGCUGAAGUGGAAUACCUGGAAGGAUUUGGGGCUUGUCUGAAGUAAGGCAAGAUUUGUAUGAGGCAGCUCAAAUAAUUACGGGCUGCUAAGUUUUUUUAUGAAAGAUUUAUCACUGACUGGAUAUCAAAAGAGACACACAGCCAGGAAGUCUCACCUAAACAAUUUCAUUCUAAACCACUGCCCUGGCAAUUCAGACAUAAAACAACAAGCAUGUAGUGAAAGGUAAAUUAAAUGUCUAGCCGUGUGGUCCCAUCCAAGAGUGGGGGUGGGGGCAGGAAGAUCUGCUUUGCCAGAGUGUUCCCUGUGAAAUAGCACCAACCUUAUCCUGACCAUUGGAUGAACAGUCUUCAACCCUGCUGACUUCAGGGGUCUGCUUCAGCAGUGCAUUCCCUAUAGGGGAAAUGGCCUCACAAGCCAACUUGGACCCCUGGCAGGCCAAGACUUGCUCCAAAAUAUUCUCCCCAAGCCUUUAUCUAAGCUUACCAUAUAAGGAAUAACAUCAGCAUGGGGAUUGGGUGGAGGGGGGAGUUCAUCUGCUUCAGAAAAGUUGCACAGGCAGUAAAACUUUGCUUACUUAUAUAGUGGUGAAAGUUCCUAAAUUAUUGGUAUAGGAACCCAAGGGUGGCUGCUGAGAACCAUGUAUUCUUAGCUGGGGCAACCAGCACAAACCUCUUCACACACUGAGCUCAGGAAGACUGCAGGAGAACAAAGCUUGAUUUCUGAGUUCCUUCCAAGGUGAGGGGAAGUUGGCAUAGCUAAGCCUGGAAGGACAGCUUGCUCUAUGGUUUUAACCCCUUCAUGCAUUAAUUAGACUUGAGCAUGUUGGUUAUACGAGACUGCUUAUCUCACAUAUACCAGAGGUGUUGUAUGUUUGCAACCUAUUGGAGGAGAAAAUCCUAAGUUCUAACUAAUAAAGCAGCCAGAAACAAAAAUGGCCUGAUGACAAUCUAAUGCAACUCACUGUAUUCAAGACAGUUUCUCUAUGCUCCAGAGUCACAUCUUAGUUCAUCUUCCUUCCAGCCUCCCAAUAAAUAUGUAUAAAAUGUUAUAUUGCUUGAAUUCUCUCUUCGUCUUGAUUUAAUGAUUGAUCUUAUUAUUGCUCCAAAGCGGCCCAGAGCUGUUGACUGUGGUCUCUUUGGCAUCAUUGCCUGUAGAUUGCAGAGGACAUUUACUGCUGAUGGCUAAUACUUGUUUUGUCUCUGAAGCUGUGCAGCGCUUUUGGGGCAGAUUCCCAACUACCCAAUCACCUACAAGGUAAGUCUUCUAGGAUCUUUGCCAUGCUGGGAACUCCCCACACUCACUUUCACACUCAUGUAGGAGUUAGGAGUCAAUUGGGUGAGUGGAACUGGGGAAACAGGAGGGGGGGGAGUUCUUGGCUGUCACAUUUUCUCACUGGAAACUUCCAUUACAGAUUCUCUUCCCCCAAUUUCACUCUAAUGAGGGAAGUGUUUACUUUCUCAGAGCAAAAUCCAGCAGAAAUCUGCACUGUGUCCAAUAACCUUUCUUCAUAAGCAAAUCACAUUACAUAAUCUGUGAAGAAUUAACCAUCUCUUUCAUAGGAGUGGUUCAAAAUACUAGAAUUAAAAUGUGGGAGCCAGGUCAUGUGGUGCUCACCUCCUCAGAGAAGGUGAAGGUGAGAGCAGCAGGACCCUGCUCUCCAGAUACUUACUGGAGCCAUGGACUCCUACUGCAUUCCCAGUGGGUUGUACAUGGGGCAACUGUCCUUAUCACUCCUUAUCACUCGGAGCUGAAGAAUCCUGGCCCGUGGAUGUCAGAGCCUGAUUGGAUGAGGAAGUGAGCUGGGAGCCACCUGCUCAAGAGCCUCCCAGGAAGGGCUUGGACUGGCUGGAUGAAGAAGAGUGGUGGGAACCUGCCUCCCAAGAGCUUCCCAGGGAGGACUCCGCAGAUGGACGGGAAGUCAAUGGAAUAGAAUUAUUCAUUGAUGUAAUGGAUCUAUUUUCCCCUUUCUCUUAUUCUUCAGUUCUGUAUUUUGUAGCUUUAUAAAUUCAUAAAUAAAAAUUAAAAAACAGACAAAACAAACCUCAUCCAUCUAUUUUUCUUCUAGAAAAUCCCUAUGAAAAGAUGUAAGAGGAGCUCUGAAAAUGCUGCAGUUGCUUGUUCGUGGUGGAAGUUCAUGAACGACGAGAGUGAGCCUCCACACGUGCUGAUUCAGUUUCCAAUGGUCAAGGUGACUCUGGCUUUCUGUAUUGGCUGGCAAGCACAUGCUGCCAUCAUUCUGGGAAAUGCUUUUUUUAUUGUUUCCAGAAUCCCCUGAAUGCUGGCAGAGCUGCUGUAACAUUUGCAAAGCACAUAUGCCUCAUUUUUAAUUUUUUUUUAAUCUGCUUGCAAAUCACAGAACCUAGAAGGAGGCAAGGUGAGGUGGCGGCCUCAGGCGACAGAUCUGGAUUCAAAGAGUAAAUGACUUGUUGCCUCCUCCUAUGUGGCUGCACCUUCUCCUCUGCAGGUGCACCCUGCCUCCUCUGCUACAGAUGCACUGCUGCCACCACAUUCAUGCCCUAUAUAAACCGCCCCAGACUCUGCGUUCAUCAUCUGAGGCCAUUCUUUAUGUGUCCCCUCCAUGUGAACGAGAACGGGUCUUUAGUGUAGUGGCUCCCUGUUUGUGGAAUUCGCUCCUAAGUUAGACUACCCUGGAGCUUUCACUACAUAUAUUUAGGUGCCAGGCAAAAGCUUUCCUCUAUAACCAUGCCUUUGACCUUUAACUAUUUGGGACUUUUUAGAAGUCAGUGGGAUGUUCUUAAUUUAUUUCUCUUUCCUCUUGCCUUUAAGGUAACUAUGUGGGGUUUAUUGUCUGUUGGUUGGUUUGUAAGUUGAUCAGGGUUGUCCUGGGCAAGAUAAAGCAACUAACCAAUUUAGUACAUAAUAAUAAUAAACAUUAAAGGCAUGAAGACCUGACACCUUUUGAGGGCACUUUAACUCUGUCAUACUAAUAGAGGGAUAGGGACAUUGGUGGCGCUGUGGGUUAAACCACAGAGCCUAGGGCUUGCCGAUCAGAAGGUUGGCAGUUCAAAUCCCCGCGACGGGGUGAGCUCCCGUUGCUUGGUCCCUGCUCCUGCCAACCUAGCAGUUCGAAAGCAUGAAGUGCAAGUAGAUAAAUAGGUACCGCUCCAGCGGGAAGGUAAACAGCGUUUCCGUGUGCUGCUCUGGUUCGCAAAGCGCUAGUCAUGCUGGCCACAUGACCCGAAGCUGUACGCCGGCUCCUCGGCCAAUAAAGCGAGAUGAGCGCCGCAACCCCAGAGUCGGUCACGACUGGACCUAACGGUCAGGGGUCCCUUUACCUUUAUUAGAGGGAUAUAAUUGAACCCAAUCCAAGCAUCUUCUUUGAACUCCAGAGACUAUAAUCCUCUUCUCUUGUGUGCAGGCAGCUGUGCGUGGCAUGGACACUGUAACAGAUUUAAUGCUGAAAGAAUUCGGUGGAAAGGUGAAAAUCAAAAAGUUCACAUUGACUGGUGUUUCCAAGGUAGGUUGGCUUUCCUGUACCCCAAUAUUAACCCUAUGCAUGCUCAUCCCCAUUUCAUCUGUACUGUAUAUGCCAUGUUCAGUCUCUCAAGUAGGAACUGCAUACCUCUCCAUCUUUAUGUUUUGUCACUUUAUUGCAGCGCGGCUGGACCACCUGGGUCACAGCAGCUUUGAAGAAGAGAGUUGUGUCAUUUCUUCCAAUUGUCUAUGAUCAGUUGAAUUUCAUUCAGGUGAGUAUCCACUUUCUUUACAGCAAUCAAAGAGAAGGCUGUUCAUAGGAUGGUGCACUAGCUGUGUAUAUGGCUGUGUAUGAGUCUGUUUCAGAGGUGCCAGCUUGCACCAAAGGUUGAGGGGGCCCGAUAUUGUGCAUAUGUGUGAUGUUGCACAUGCAACACACACUUUUGAUGUCAUGUGCACAAUGUAAUGCAAUGGCUUGGCUUUCAGUGGCUGAUGGAUCCUCUUAACAUUGAGGAGGCCCCAAACAGCUCUGCCCCCUGAGCUGGCACUCCUGGUCUUCGUCACAGUUCAUUCAUAGUACAGUACUCAGGAUAAAUAAGAAUACAUUGACCAUUUGCAGGAAGGCUACAAGUGUGAGAGCCAGUGAAACUUCUGAGGAAGGCCACUCCACAGCCUCAGCACCACUGCUGCAAAGACCUUGUCCUGUGUCCUAAUCAGCCAUGCUUUUGAAGGCAAGGGACAGUGAGGAAUCCCUCCAAUGAUUGUAAGAGGGGCAGACUCAUGGGGAGCAGAGUCUUUCAAAUAUCCUGACCCCAAAUGUUGAUUCAUUAACUCAGCUGUUGGGUUAUGGGGCUGGGGAGGGACAAAGCUUUGCAAGCAUAUUUCUCUUCCCCAAAUCCUGGCAAUUAUGCAAGGUGAACUGGAUGAUUUCAUGGAGUAAUAGAAAUUGUAUUUUGAAUGUUUCACUUAUUGUUUAGAACUACUUUUUUAUACUGUAGUUAUGCAUUUUUUUCAUGCUGUAAGCCACCUUGAGCAUGGUUUGAACUGUGGAAAAUUAGCAUACAAAUAAAAUAAUGCAUGUAUGUACGUAUGUAAUCCAAAAAUAUUAAGGUUAAGCAAAAAAUAUGGCAGACACACAGUGUAGACAGAAGUGAGCAGGAUGAACAAUAGGCGAUUAGGUACAAAUUUGUACUUUAAAAUAGCAUACAUAGAGUAAAGCUUCUGAAUAAGACAUAUAUUCUGGCCCACCAAGGGAAUGGCAGGAAGUAUUUGUCAACACAACACAAGUAAUUAACCAAAAAAGCCAUUAUACAAAGGCACUGACAGUAUGAAGGGGAUAACUUAUUGCCAUGUCUUGUUUUCUGUUUAGCAGCUUAGCCAAAAGUGUACAUAGGGGUCGGCAAAACUGACCCCCGCCAGGGUGCAGGCAACCUCACCUGCUUUUCAUAUUUAUGUGGUGCGGGGGCCACCAAUACAGCUCCUAGCCAAGGGUGCAAAUGACCCUAUAUAUGCCUCUGAGCUUAGCCCUGCUAAAGAUUUGAAUAAAUCUUACCGUUGUAGCAUUUGACAGUCCUCCAUCCUGCAGAACUUCGGGAUCUUAAUAUAUGACAGUGCCAUAUAUUACCCUCUAACAUUCCUCAGAAAAUAGGGACAGUCUACUGAUGUAGAAUAGAAUGUUCUUAUUUGAUGUGCACAUAGAAUUCACUUCUGUCUACUUUGGUACAGAACUGGCAUCAUCAAUACCGAGCAUACUGUGGCUGGUCAUGUACACGGAAUGAUUACUAUCACCUGAAUAUAACUCGGCAGUUGGACACUACACGGUUCCAGAAAUUAAAUUCACACAUUGAUCCAUUUGGUGAGCAGUUCUUACCAUCUCAUAUUUCUCUGGUGAAUGAGAUGGUAGCAGAAGAAAGGGUUGAAUAAGUGGGAAAGGGCAGCCCUGGGGAAUUCUGGUGGCACUAUAAUGCAUGUAAGAAACAUUGAAGAACAUGACGUCCAUUUAAUUAAAGGGCCACUUGGUGCUUCUGUGGAGUGAGGAUUAGGUGGUUGUUGAAUCGUGAUUGCUGUUUCUUGUGCAAAUAAGAGAAAGCAAUGAAAUACUUGGGGAGGAAGAACACUGAAAAGUAUGUUGUCAUGUAGAGGGAUGAGGAAUGAAUCAAUUAAACCAAGUCCUCUCCCCUUUUCUACUUCCCUUUUUGAAAACUCUGAAACUAGGCCCUUCCGCAUCUGAGGCCAUGGCAGCAAGCUGUGGAAUCCUGGCUUAAGACCAGUGCUUUGGGGGGGGGGACGCAGGGGUAUGCAUACCCCUAAACAUUUUGUGAAUCUAAGUUUGGCCUCUUUGAGGGACAGUAUUUCAAUGUGAGUAGGAAAAUGAGAGCACCUGUCCUCUGUCUUGUGCAGAAAAAUGUUCCCAGCCCUAGUUAUUGCAGCAGAAGCGGGAUGAUAAAUUAUCCUAAUAAAUAUAUUUAAAGGUUCCAGUGCGAGAGGUACAAAUCAGGAUUUGCAUAGACUGAAUUCCUCAAGCAUCCAGAGGCACCUCAGAUCGCUUUCUUGAUGACCUGGAGAACCUACUACCAAACUUUUUUAAUGCAAAGGAAUGCUCCCUUUUCAACAUUGCAUCACCAUCAUUUGCUACCUAGGCUUUGUUUUUUGGUCUUAGUUUGCCACAAUAAGGUUGUUUUACAUAUUUUUCAAUUAUAUUUUUGUUUCCAACCUGCUCAAUGAAUGUCUCUUGUUUUCCAUUGCUCUUAUCCAAUCUUACCAUCCUUUUAUGAUGAAAUUAAGUGGUAGCAACUUGAGAACUGCGUGUGUUUCCCAUUACAAUAUCAUUUAAUUUUUCCAUCCUCAGCAUAUAAUGAGCGAUACCAAAAUAAGACCUGGUGCUCAAUUGGUGCAACAGGAGAUGAAGUCAACCUACCUGAUGACACUUACUAUUUCUUUGAUCAGCUAGCCGGCAAUAAAUACAUCCGGUGAGUUUCCUUAUUUAUGAGACAAGAAUGGCUGCUUACCGUCUCUCCUCGGUGAGUGGUGGUUGCGGCCCAAUGCAGUGCCUCCCUCGAUGACCAGACACAAUGCACCAUCUUGUCCCCCUCGGCCAUUGCACAGAUUCAUGGGGUUCCUGCCAAACCCCGAUUCAAUUUGAGCCAAUCAGUGGUGGCCUGGGAGGCAUGGCCUAGGCAGGCGCACCUGGAUGAGGAAGGCUUCACUCAGGUGCGCCCGCCAAAAAGAUAGCCUGGCUGACCCUGCGCUCCUUUCACACCUACCCAUUCCCUCCCUUUAUAGUUGCUUGCUGCAUUAACCAUUUCUUUUCCAGCUAGGAGGGCUUUGCUGUGGUCUGUGGAUGGUCACCAUUUUCGGGCCUGGAAGGAAUUUUCCCUGCACUGCAGGUUUCACCUUCCCCAUAGCACUAGUCAUAACUUUGCAGGUUUAGGCCUUGGGUGGAAUCCUAUAGUCUUUCAUCCAAUCGGGGUGUGGUGAAGCGGUGACUGCUCCCUGCAGUGGCGAUAACAGAGUACCCUGUUAGAGGGGUCUGGAGGGAAGUCUCUGUCCAAAGUGCCAGUUGCAUAGGACUAGUGGCUUCCCUCAGCGUUUGGCGCCAUCUGUGUAAACCUGUGUUUUGUGUUGGACCCACCCCUGAAUUGACCCUGUCAUGCCUCAGCCCCCCCCGGGGGGGGGCAGCACUGAGAGGGAUACAUGUCCAGUGCCUAUGGCAAGGCUUCCUAUAUCUGAAAUCAAUAAAGUUGUGGCCAUUUUCAUCCCAGACGAUUUUCUUGCCCAUUCAUUUACCCCCAUUUUACAGUCAGGUGUGUCUGGUGGGGGACUCUGGGCUGGACACACAAUCAUCCCUCUGGUUAAAGGAAGCAACCAGAUGGCUUGAGCCUCAGAUGAGAGACAAUACUGUAAUAUGAGCUGAGAACUCACAGCAGAUCCUUCAGCUGUGUGAGGCCACCUGUGUAAUCUGAACAAUAAUACCAGUGAACAAAGCUGCUGAUCUUUGCCGCACAAUUCACAUAGGCUUUGCAUGAUGAUACAGUGUUUUUUCCUUGUAUAUUUCUCUAUAUGUGUGCAUUCUUUCGGAGGAGCAAAAACUCUAGAAAGUCAAAUUUCUGUGAUUUGAAGAAACAUGUCAUUCCUUUAUCUUAGUCUAUUGCAAGGAAGCUAUUUUUUGCAAAAACCUCUCUGUUGCACUGCAGAUUCCUCCCGAACACUAAUCAUGCUGCGACAUUACUCCCAUGGAGUAAACCAUCUGUCCUAGAGACGUGCAGAGCCUUUUAUCUCAGCACCAUGCAGAAUUUGAGCAUGCCUCAAAUUUCUUGGAAAAGGGUGGAGGUGAGGAAAACUGAUUUUGCUUUGCAUGCUGAAUGACAGAAAUAAUUCAGUCAAUGAAGCUUGUUUUCUAAUUUACUCCAAGCCAUGGUUGUAUGUUGUCCCUAAUGGAUGUGGGUCGAAUUCAAGAUUCCUAAGAAAUUAUCAGAAAUGUUGAAGGCAGGAAAGUUGUUAUGAUGAUAUACAAACCGGCCUUGGUUAAUGUUAUCGUUUACCAGUAAAUGAUGGAAACAAUAGCUGGGAUAGCUCAGUUGGUAGAGCAUGAGACUCUUAAUCUCAGGGUUUUGGAUUCAAUCCCUGCAGUGGGCAAAGGUUAUCUGCAUUGCAGUGGGUUGGACUGGAUGACCCUCAUGGAUGACCCUUCAAAAUCUACAAUUCUAUGAUUAUAGAAUUUUCUGAGGGCACGCUUGGCUAGCCUUGAGUGUACUGAUAAACAUCAGAAUAUUGCCGCAUUUCUUCUUGGCCUCCUAAGAUCUAGGGUGUUCUUUUAUUUACAGAAUAUAUGUGUCAGUUCCUCUUUCAGUCACAGAGAAAGUGUCCUGAAGUGAUCCAGAACAGGCUCAGAAAGUUGGUUGUGUACUCAGAUUCCCAGAGCAAAUGACUGCUAGACCAGUUUGCUUCAGUAGUAUCAAUAUAUUAUUUAUUGUGGUUUUCAUCUUCCUUCAGGAAGGCUGAGGGGUGUGUGUAUAGAUCUUUCAAUAUUUAUCCUUACAACACAGCCUGGAUGAUGGCCAAAGAGAGAACUGUGGUGGGAUCUCUUUUUGUUUUUUAAUAUUGGAAAUGGUGUGAAGGGAAAAUGUUGGUCUGACAUCCACUAGCACCAAUGAAUUUUUAUAAAUUGCCCUCUUCCAGGCUACAUCUAUCUUCAAAAAAUAAUAUGAGAAAUCUGAUCACAGAUCUCUCCACAAGAAAGAUGGGGAGAAAGGGGAGACAGAGAGAAUGGCUCACGAUUACUAGGGGGUCCCUGUGCCCUACUUUAGAGACGGCAGUCCUACAUCUGCAUGACUAGAAAAUGCUGUUUGCUGGAGUUCUCUAUUUGAAGAUCUGCCUGGUUCAAGUGCAAUUUAAAGAUAAAGAAGAACCCCAAGAAAAGAGAGUCGGUGGCCUUGAAUCACCAGCUGACACUUAACACCUGGACAGCAGGCUGAGCAGGUCACUUAAUUACAAUCUUCCCCACCACCAUAUUAUGUUGUUGUUGUUUAGUCGUUUAGUCGUGUCCGACUCUUCGUGACCCCAUGGACCAGAGCACGCCAGGCACUCCUGUCUUCCACUGCCUCCCCCACCAUAUUAUAUUUCUUUUUAAAAUAUAGUAAAAAAAUUUUAAAGGCCAGGUGAGAAUAGUACAGAUAAGCAUUGGUGCUUUUGUGUGAUUUGUCCAAUUAUGUUUUUUCUUAGUUUGCAAGGAGUAAACACUUCACAUGUAGUUGCAGCUAUUCAUGACCCUGAUGAGUAUACCUGCAUAUACACACAUGUCUCAUUCUGACAUUACAUUUUUAGUUGUAUGCUAAAAAGAAAAAUUCACCGUAUACCUAAAAAUGUCAUGUGAAUAUGCCAUUAGCAUAAAAACAUAAGCAAAAAUUCAAGGUUCUCAGUUUCCUUUAUUCAUUUGGCAACAAUGGGUUGACCUUACAUAGGGUGUUGCAUGACACAACCAGUUAAAGCAGUGGCUGCUGGAGAGGGUAAUGGGAAUGGCUCAUAGCUGGAGGGAGAUUUGAUUUUUCUAUCCUAUUCUCUCUCUUUCUAGACAAAUGCCACAGGUAUUAUCUAUCUCUACACCGAUCGGGAGCCUUCAGAAACUAAAUGUUUUUUUGCUUGCACAUGGCUCACCAAAAGGUAACAUUCUUUCCAAAAUAUUUUAUAUAAUUCAUUAAUACAUAGAACAAUAUUCAAAGUCAAUAUACACAAAAACCCUGAAGUUUUUCUUUCUUAAAGCUUACCAAUUUUCUGUCAGUGAGCAUCUCAGCAAACUACUAGGUCCCAACUGUGCUGUACAUUUAAAACAGUAUCAGUGAAUUUAGAAAUAAUAUAUUGGUGGUAGUUUUCUCCACAAAUCAAUUUAUUCUGUGCUCAUGCUAAAUCUCUUCUUUCCCUUCUCAUUCUCAGGCGUGACUUCAGAGUAUUAAGGUGUUCCUUCCCUUUUUUGAGUCUUAUGUUUUGGAAACCUUGCAAGGUUGAUAAAGUGGUAAGAAGAUUAGAAUUUCCUUAGUUUCUUCACAAAGCUGAGGAUGUCAAGCGUCCUAAAGACACAAACACAAAAGCCGUUCUUGGGAAAGAAAUGUCUUCCUUUAAAGCUGGACUUCUGUUGCGGAUAUUGAAUUUGUUCAGUAUUUGCAGAUUCAUUCAAUUAAUGUCUCUGAGCUCCUUUAGGAGGAAGGGUAGAACAUUAAUUGAAUGAAUCUGUAAGAAAUCAAUCAAACCAAUAAAUAUAAUGGGAUUCCUUUACUGUCUGAAUUACCCAAAACAUUUCCCUGCACCUAGCAGAAGAACAUUGUCUUAAUGUUGCAGUUGUAAAAUCACCCAUGCUAGGGAGUAGGGCUCCCUAAUGUGGUGGGGAGUAUGUCUCUACACGCAUAGUAGGGGUGAGGAACCUCUUUCUGACUGAAAGCCACGUUCUCUUCUGCACAACUUUGUGGAGGCCAGGGUCAGAGGCAAAAGUCAACAGAGCAAUCAAUGUGAAUUCUACCAUUGUGCAGUAGCCUAGUUUCUUCACAUUCGCACAUCUUUCUCUAUCCUCCAUCGAAGCAAGCAAGAAGCAUUAUCAGAAUUCAAGGACACAUUCCAGUCAGGGGAAAACAUUCCAAGUGGGGAGGAAUGCUCAGCUGGUGAGGGGUGUGGGUUUUUUUGGGGGGGUGUCCUGGAGAUAAUCCCAAGGGCUAGCUAGAAAGAGCUGAUUUAUCUAAUGCAGGAGUGAGAACCUGCUCUAUGUAACAAAGCAGGCUGGGGUCACAUCCAUUGGAAAUACAUAGUAUUAAGUUGUGGGUGGACGUAGCAGUCGACACAGAGAUUUCUUCAAGUGGUUCUUUAUAGUAAGCUGGAACUGAACUAAACAGCUUUUACAGGCAGCCAGCUGUCAACAUUGUAACAACAACAGCCCAGGGUUUCCCGCCUAAAUUAACUGACGUGGACCUGAGUGACAACUAUAUACACAAUACCCCUGGUGGCCAGGGUGAGAACUUCAAUACAUAACACAUAGGGGGGUUUAAGGUCACCUGGAAAGAAGGGCUAUGUUAUCUGUGGCCAUCCUCCACCACUGUUCCCUCUUCCCUAUCCUUGGAAGACACAAACCAGGAACCUCAGCUCAUUCUUCUUCAAAUUCACACUAAUGAACAUUCUAUAAUUUCUUAAUAUGACACGUUCGCUUCUCAGCUCCUUCUUUUGUCUUAUCUCUUUGCAGGGAACAGGUGUUUAUAAAGCAGAAUUGUCAAAGCCAUUAUUGGGAUGGAAGGGUUUCUUUAUUGAGGUAAAUAUAAUCUCUAGUUGAGUAUUUGACUCAUUCUUGCACAGCUUUUUCCUUAGCUUAAUAGCAGUGUAAAGGUAAAGGUAAAGGUAAAGGUAAAGGUAAAGGUACCCCUGACCAUUAGGUCCAGUCGUGGCCGACUCUGGGGUUGCGGCGCUCAUCUCGCUUUAUUGGCCGAGGGAGCCGGCGUACAGCUUCCGGGUCAUUUGGCCAGCAUGACUAAGCCGCUUCUGGCGAACCAGAGCAGUGCACAGAAACGCCAUUUACCUUCCCGCCAGAGCGGUACCUAUUUAUCUACUUGCACUUGGACAUGCUUUCGAACUGCUAGGUUGGCAGGAGCAGGGACAGAGUAACGGGAGCUCACCCCGUCGCAGGGAUUCAAACCGCCGACCUUCUGAUCGGCAAGUCCUAGGCUCUGUGGUUUAACCCACAGCGCCACCCGCGUCCCAAUAGCAGUGUAGGGGGAGGCAAUUUCCAUUGGAAUAGUGGAAGCAGGAGGGGAGGUUUAAAACGUUCCUUUCCCUGCAACCUCCCCCUGCUGCUCAGCUGACUGGGAAACAAGUGAGAAUGGUGAAAAGUGAAAUGGCAAGCAGAAACAAAUAAUCUUUAUCUGGACUCUCUUGCUCUCUUCCUGCUGCUCUGCUGAUCAGUGGGAGGGGUUUUUGUGCGCCAUAUAAGAUUAGACAGCCGAUAGAACAGUUGGGAAUUACACACAGAUUACACACAGAACAAGAGAUAGAAAACAUGCAUGUUUUUGGAGAGUAGACAUACAGAUGGGAGAAUAUGCAUAUUGGCCAGAGAAUGUACAACAUUCAAGUAUGACAUGCAAAUUCCCCAAAGCCUGUUGGGAAGCAUAAUGGCUAACAAAGUACAGAAUUCAGACACUACAGGCAGGUUUCCCAAGCUUUAUUAGAGAAUAUGCAUAUUGACCGAGAAAUGUGCACAAUUUCUUCUUCAUAGAAACAUGGGCUGCACAUUUUCCAUGAAGGCUGCUGAAUGUGCACAAUGUUGGGUUUUACUUACAUUAACUGUUUUAUGUACAUUCCCUUUAAUAUACAUAUAUUAAUUGAAACUAAGUUCUCCAAGACUGUUGUGCAACUGUAUAAAUAGGCAUGAAGUAUUCUGCGAUUCGACACUGCUUCUAAAAUCUGCAGUAAGAUGCAUUCAUCACUUCUUUGAUAUCUCUGUGCUACAAACUCCUAAUCCUGCUCCAUUCAGCUCUCUGCAAAGGAACAUAUUGAGCAGAACUCCAAUUUCUUUUCCAGGUAACUUUCAAAGGACCUGAGAACGAUAAGCAUGUUUUCACCUCAGAGGUUCAAAUCAUCCCAGACACUUUUCCAUGUGCAGACUGCAAGGGAGAAGGAUGCUAUGGGAAGCUGGUGUGA
This is a messenger RNA of Podarcis lilfordi (Lilford's wall lizard), 14674 nucleotides long. Lineage: Eukaryota; Metazoa; Chordata; Lepidosauria; Squamata; Lacertidae. The record is from the annotation of a GenBank genome assembly.